AUGGGGGGCUUGAAGAGGAAAAUAGACACGGAGAAGAAGAUCGAGAGGAAAGAACCACGAGCUGUUACAUUCUCGAAACGUAGGAAGGGCCUUUUCAGCAAAGCGUCGGAGCUCUGUCUUCUCUCCGGCGCUCAAAUCGCAAUCAUAACUACUCCUGUUUCUGCUAAUUCCCACAACUCUUUCUACUCUUUUGGACAUUCCUCCGUGGAUAGCGUUGUCGCUGCUUUCCUCGCUGAUGAGACUCCGACUCCGACUCGGGAUGUCGAUGAUGAAAAUCUAGGGUUUUGGUGGGAAGACGAGAGUCUCGCCAAGUCGGAGAAUGCGGAGGAACUGGCUGAGGCGAUUGAUUCCAUGAAGAGGAUGUUACACGAUCUCAAGGAGGAGUUGCAAAGAGAUGAUCAACACGUACCAGUGGACGACGUGGUGGAGAAGGAGAACAACAACAACAACGAUGCUUCUUCUUUAGGUUUAGGUUUAGGUUUAGGUGUGGGUGGAUGCAACCGAGGGAUGGAAUACUUUGAUCAAAUUGUAAAAUAUCUUGCAUCGAGCUCACUCGCUUGA
Molecule: messenger RNA, 561 nt
Organism: Camelina sativa (false flax)
Lineage: Eukaryota; Viridiplantae; Streptophyta; Magnoliopsida; Brassicales; Brassicaceae
Biological process (GO): positive regulation of transcription by RNA polymerase II
Molecular function (GO): RNA polymerase II cis-regulatory region sequence-specific DNA binding; DNA-binding transcription factor activity, RNA polymerase II-specific; protein dimerization activity
Source: RefSeq, a predicted model, not a curated record